Aspergillus fijiensis CBS 313.89 is the source of this 1522-nucleotide messenger RNA. RefSeq lists its product as uncharacterized. Lineage: Eukaryota; Fungi; Ascomycota; Eurotiomycetes; Eurotiales; Aspergillaceae. The transcript has 3 exons. The record is from RefSeq and is a predicted model, not a curated record. The coding region runs from base 209 to 1351 and encodes 380 amino acids.
CACACCGAAAUGACUACAGCAUUCCCAAAGCCCUCCUGGGCCUUGAAGAAAGCAAUUCUCGUUGAAUAUCCCACCAAGCGCAGUCGAAAGGUACAAAGUGGUACAGCCCACCACCGAAACACUUUUCCCAGAAUCCUUUUUGGCGGAACUCCCAGCCCAGACGCAUUGUAUCUCGACGGUCGUAACACUGACACUUCAGCUGCAUGAAAUGGGUACUGUUGCCGGACCGCCUCUCAUCCAGCCCCCGGAUCAAGAAGACCACAAUCUCGCCGCGUUUGAAAUGAUCUGCAAAUCUAGUUCACUCUAUAUACACUUUACCCAGCGACAAUUCAACAACGGUGAACUCGAUCGGCUCAAGACUUUCUUCUUCACACUAAAAGAAGGACUCCGGCCGAAGGUUUUCAACCAUGCGCGCAAAGGCAGAAUCGAGCGAGAUGGCCAUGUCUUUGGGAAGAUGCUUGAUCCUCCCCCAUACUCUGAGGAAUCCGAGCCCGAACAGACGAAGAAGGGAGAGGACCUACCCUCAUACAAAAGCCACUUAAAAGGAGUGCACGUGGGUGGAAAACGGCGCCGAGACCACUCCUCAAUACCACCCGAGGAUGACAGACGAACAAGACAUGUUCUUACAUCUCCAGAACCCUCGUGUUAUUCCACCGAACCCAAUACACCGAGCAUUCCAUCCCCAGUAUCGGCCUCAAUCCAGCCCACCCACUUUACGCGUGCUUCAUCCCUUGACCGCAUAGAACACGAUACCCUUGCACGUAUUGAGAAUCUGCUCCAGGGGGCUUCCAACAAUCUCAUCCGCCACCUAUUGACUCGCCUGGGAUGCCGCUGCCAGCGGCCUACCCCUGCACCCGUAGAGAGCUGGAACCUGUCAUCCAAACCCGAGAAAGAGCGGAUCGAUCCGAAUGUCCAAGCAUACAUCGACCGGGCGAUUGCGGCCCACUUCCAAUCGGACAACAUCCAGACGGUCUUCGAGAACAUGGUGAGCAAGGGGGUGGACCAGGUCUUCGACGCCUGUAAAAUGCACGAGACCGAGUUCCGCGAGCAGGUCGAGGAGUGUAAUAUCGAGGUCCGCAUGACAGCCAACGAGUGUGUGAAGGAGAUCCAAGAGCAGGCACAACAGUGCCUGGACGAGAUCGAUGAACAGGUGCAACAGUGCAAGGACGAUCUCAAGGUUCAGGGAGAGGAGGUCGAGAUGUCUGCGGAGGAGGCAGAAAUUGCUCGGUUACGGCGCUGGUUUGACAUCGUCUCGGCCCAGGCCCGACCCUUCGGUAGCUGCAAGUCAAGCCUUCAGGCUCGCCAUGAGCUCGGCACUGCUGCUAGUAAUGUCCGACGCAGCUCUUUCUGAGUUAGGUGGUUGCGUGGUGGUUCACACCGUGCUUAUGCAUGUCAUUGAGCAUUGCUGUCCUGUACUGCACUUAAUCCCUAUCGUUACUGACUGCCCCUGCAAUCAUCUCAGUCUACAGAUAUUGUACUGUACCUGAGCUACUUUGUAUAUAGUGCUAAAGUGAGAGAGUAA